This is a messenger RNA of Penaeus vannamei (Pacific white shrimp), 2932 nucleotides long. The record is from RefSeq and is a predicted model, not a curated record. NCBI's taxonomy places the organism in Eukaryota, Metazoa, Arthropoda, Malacostraca, Decapoda, Penaeidae.
AAGUACCGCCCCCGCUCCCGCACCCCCGACGACCACGACGCCAAGCGGAGGAAGGAGGACAAGGGGCACGACUCCGACGGCGAGAAGAGCGAUCAGGACCAUGGUCGUCCGAUGUCGCCAACGAGGACCCAACAACUCCUCCACAGGCCAACGGCGACCACCGCGACGUGCGCGAGAACGGCGAGAAGAAGCCCGAGCGGCCGCCCUCGCAGUCCUCGUCGUCGCGAUCCACGCCGCAGCUCAAAGCACGAGAAGGGCUCCGGCUAUGACCCCCACGGUGUGCGGCCGCCUCCGCUCGCUUCCAACGGCAUUCCAACCAACGGCUCCGCUGGGAAACCGGCCUAUAGCUUUCACGUGAGCGGCGAGGGCCAGCUGGCCCCCGUCCCGUUCCCCUCGGACGCGCUGCUGGCCCCGGGCAUUCCUCGGCACGCGCGGCAGAUCAACACGCUGCACCACGGCGAGGUGGUGUGCGCCGUCACCAUCAGCAACCCCACCAAGUACGUGUACACGGGCGGCAAAGGCUGCGUCAAGGUGUGGGACAUCAGCCAGCCCGGGUCCAAGACGCCCGUGUCGCAGCUGGACUGCCUGCAGCGGGAUAACUACAUCAGGUCCGUCAAGCUCCUGCCUGACAUGCGCACCCUCAUCGUGGGCGGCGAGGCGUCCACCCUCAGCAUCUGGGACCUGGCCACGCCCACGCCCCGGAUCAAGGCAGAGUUGAUAUCCUCCGCCCCCGCGUGCUACGCCCUGGCCAUCAGCCCCGACUCGAAGGUGUGCUUCAGCUGCUGCAGCGACGGCAACAUCGCGGUGUGGGACCUGCACAACCAGACGCUGGUGCGGCAGUUCCAGGGCCACACGGACGGCGCCUCCUGCAUCGACAUCUCGCCCGACGGCACCAAGCUGUGGACGGGCGGCCUGGACAACACCGUGCGGUCGUGGGACCUGCGCGAGGGGCGCCAGCUGCAGCAGCACGACUUCACCAGCCAGAUCUUCUCGCUGGGCUUCUGCCCGACCGGCGACUGGCUGGCCGUGGGCAUGGAGAGCUCCAACGUGGAGGUGCUGCACGUGAACAAGCCCGACAAGUACCAGCUGCACCUGCACGAGUCCUGCGUGCUCUCCCUCAAGUUCGCCUCGGCCGGCAAGUGGUUCGUGUCCACGGGCAAGGACAACCUGCUCAACGCGUGGCGCACGCCCUACGGCGCGUCCAUCUUCCAGUCGAAGGAGUCCUCGUCGGUGCUGAGCUGCGACAUCUCCGCGGACGACAAGUACAUCGUGACGGGCUCGGGCGACAAGAAGGCCACCGUCUACGAGGUCAUCUACUAAAGUGGCCGAGCCGCCGCGACCUAGUGCCUGGGCCCCGCAGGAGGGGCGUCUCCUUAGGGAUAUUCAGGGCACCCUGAGAGGGCGGCAGAGGAGCAGAUUUGGGCGUGUGGACGUGGUAUCCAUAGGCGAUGCGAAGGCGCCAGAGUGGCAGUGUACAGCGACCGGGCUUGCCCCAAGUGAUAGCGUUCAUCUUUUAUAAUGAAGCAAUUUAUGUGAUUCGAGGGCGGGUCCGAGUAGAUUAGAGGAACUUACUGGAUCGGAUCGGUGGUGUUCUCCGCGGCGGAAGCAGAGCCGCCGGCGCCCUUCGGGGCCGACCCCGCCGCCGCCCUGUGUGUCUCGAGGAGCAGCGAGUCCUGCAACAAAAGUGGAUGUGGAGGCGUCACUCGCGAGGCGGGAGUGGAGUCGGAACACUUACCUUAGGUACAUUUAGCUUCUGUGGAUAAUUCAGUAGGUUCAUUCCUUUAACCUAUUUUAGUUGUCCUUAUUGGUUCCAGAGCCAUUUUAGGUUCUAUGAUUUCUGUCUCGAUUAUUAGGAGACCUCAUGUAAAGUAUUAAAGCUAUUCCCAAGGUCUUGCUCACACGAGAGGCAACAAAGGCUCUGAAGUCCCAUUCGGAAAUUGCCCAGAAAGUAGGCAUCGAAGUCGGUCUUCGCGGGCCGCGCCCAGGGGGAGGGGGGGGGGGAGGGCUUAAGGGGAAGGCCGCCUUGGCCGAGGGCGGAGGAGGCGCGCCCGCAGGAGAGCUCCCCCUGCGGCGCCUGCCCGGGAAGACCGACCUUGAGGGUCUACGUUGAAGGUCCUUGGCUCAACGCCUUCGUCAGGAUUCUUGUCUUUUUGAGUUCUUCGAGUGCCAGUGAUCGACUUCAAGUGGAAGAACCGAAAAGCCUCCUUUGCAACUUCUGUUUUGUCUUGUUCUCUUGAAGGCGUUGGUGAGUGUGACUGGGUUACCUGACGGUCCGGAAGAAGGGUCGUCUCGACUUAAACUAAGACGUGUAGACGUGUCAACAACCGCCUCUUUAAAGACGUUCGUGCUGGAGACCUUCAGAAAAUUCAAGCAGCCAAAAAGAUAACUAAAAAAAAAAAUAAAGAAAAAUAAAAAGGAAAUUUCUCCGAUGGUGGUUCUCCAUUAACCGUUGCGCCAGUAAGCCCUGGUAUUUCUUGUUUCCUCCUUGUUUUGUGGUUAUCCCCCUUCCUCCAGCCCCCCCCUCAAUCUCCCCCUCUCCCCUUCAUUCCUUCUUCCUUCAACACAGCACCCCCCCCCCCCGAAGGCCCGCCCGCCGCCCACCCCGGGGAGGAAAUGAUUACACUCGUGCCAUUCAGGAACCGUAGAUUUAACAGGCGGACGGCGGCGCCGACGGGGAAGAGGAGACUCCGCGUGCCGUAAGAGUGCGAGUGGAUGGGGCGAUCUGAUUAGGCGGGAUAGUCAGUCAUUUUUUUAUCGGUCAUUGAAAGAUUAAGAGACGGUGGGGGGGGGGGGGGGACAGUAUCUUCUUUCCUACGUGUUGGUGCUCUCGUCUCGUCCCCACUCGAUCGCGUGCGGGCGUGGACCGCCGUUGCGCGACUUUCGGCCCUCUCCCCUUCCCGUUCUCCCUCCCCCCUCUCCCCCUUUCUCGUCC